Molecule: messenger RNA, 1706 nt
Organism: Caenorhabditis elegans
Lineage: Eukaryota; Metazoa; Nematoda; Chromadorea; Rhabditida; Rhabditidae
Gene: K07D4.6
Exons: 6
Coding region: 17-1186 (389 amino acids)
Source: RefSeq, marked reviewed
AGACAAACCCUACAACAUGAGCUUCACAUCCCAUUUCCUUUUCCUCUUACUCGCCUACCUUACCUCCCAGUCAAAUGGCUCCUCCGAUGAUGGCCGGGCACCCCCAUGUCAACUUCCACCAUUCACUAACCUGCUAUCUUUGAAUUCAAGACGAGAGCUACGAAAAAUCUGGGCUGGAUUUCACUCGUCGACGUCAGCGAAGAAGUGUGAGCGGCAACUCGCACAAACCAAAGAGCUCAUUGCAGGGCUGGCGGAGGAUAUGAAGAUGAAGAUUCUGGACUAUGAUCGGCCGACAGUUAGUCCUGUUGAAGAACGAAGGGGUACUAAUUUCCUAGCAGGACUCUCUGAAGAGCAGACUAAAAUGUUUUCUGGGAUAAUGUCCAACCGUUCAAUUACUCAUGACAUGCGAUAUGAUCUCCUGAGAAAUUGGGCUUCGGAGCAUUUGGAUCUGGAUGCCAUGAAUCAAGUGGAACAAUUUAUAUCGUUUCAGCAAAGGAAAAAUAAAAGCUUCAAGCUGAAGGUAGACAACCUAUCCUCUGAAGCCAGAAUCGCCCAUGAUCGCCUGGAAUCUCUGCGCCUCUUGAAACAAGAUGUCUACAGUAACCUGUCGGAAAGCGCAAGGAAGGAGUUGGCUGGGUUGUACAGAGCAAAAUGCCCACGUGGCAGUAUCUACGAAGCCAGUGACCUGGACGCUGAGGAGAUUCAACUAGCGUGUUCUGUGGAUGAUCGAAUUCCUCUGUUCCGAACCACCACAACUACCCAUUCUUCAUUGACAGCAGUCCCGGGAACCACUGAAGAAACUUCGACGGAGCCAGAGACCACUACAACGAGCACAACCACAACGGAGCCCACCACGACGACCUCAACUACUACACAGACUACAACAACUGUACCUACUAGCACCUCGACAAUUUCAACCACUUCUACAACUACCACCACACCUACCACCACAACCACAACCACCUCCACUACAACCUCCGAUGAUCUACUUUGGGUCAAAAUUACCACUACCCCUCCACCACCGGACACUACAGAAGGACGAUUGUCAUUUGAAAUUGAGAAGAGCAAUAAUACAGUACCCCUGAUCCCUUCGAGACCACACAAGGUUGCUUCAAUGUUUGUAGCGGAUCCGGAGAAGUUGACGGAUCUGUUGAAGCAGAUAUUUGGGCAUAAGAAUAAUGAUUAAUUGAUGGAGUGCGGGGCUGGUGAAACGGGCGAAUUACAUGCAACUCAAUUUUGACAGAACUCGAAAAAUGUCGGCUGCCUUUAACUUACCCGUUUUGCCACCCUUGCAAGCCAGUGUGAAAAUUUUAACAUUUUUUAAAAGUAGCCCAUGCCUUUCUUUUCUUGCUCCAAAAAUUUCAAAUAACUAGGGAAACUUAGCACAUAGUUACAACAGUUAGAAUAUGGUGAGCGCGUUGCCGCUCUCUAAUUUUUAGCCCACCAUAUCUCAGCUCCCAGUUGGCCAAAAAGGUUGAAAUUUUCACACUGAACUCACAAUUAAUUAUGCUACUAUUUAUUUAAUUUAAACUUUUUUUUUCACAUUCUCAACCCCGAAUCCAGGUCUGUCUUUCAUUUUCCCCACACAUUAAUAUUCCAUGUUUUUGUAAUUUAUGACUUUCACUUGUUACUAGCUUUAAGAUUUUUGCGAUUAUUGAAUAAGUGUGAACAUGAAUAUUUAUUUAAAAAUAAAUUUAUUCUAUAUU